Messenger RNA from Drosophila willistoni, 9395 nucleotides. RefSeq names its product filamin-A (gene jbug). NCBI's taxonomy places the organism in Eukaryota, Metazoa, Arthropoda, Insecta, Diptera, Drosophilidae. Gene Ontology annotation, biological process: actin cytoskeleton organization. Gene Ontology annotation, molecular function: actin filament binding. The transcript has 16 exons. The record is from RefSeq and is a predicted model, not a curated record. Bases 55 to 8937 code for a protein of 2960 amino acids.
AUCCAAAGUUAUAUAUGAAGCAAUCAAUGAAAGUGUUUGAAAAGUGACGCGAAGAUGGACGUCAAAGACAUCAAGGGAGCCAAAGUGACACAUGCGGGCUUACUUAAGCAUAAUAACGAUGGCACAACCGAAACGCAAAAGAUCACCCAUGCUGGCCUGGUGGCCCGUUCACCCGAAGGCACUGCGGCCAAAGGCAUGAAUAUACGCGGCAAUGAGGAUCUAUGGGUCGAAAUCCAAGCGAAUACAUUUCGCAAUUGGGUCAAUGAGCAUCUAAGGGAGACGGGAAUGCAGGUUCAUGACUGGGCCACUGAUUUCUGUGAUGGCACUUGCCUGUGCGCCUUGGUUGAAUCCCUGCAGACGCGUCCCCUGAAACCCUCAUGGAAUCGCCGGCCGGCGAAUCAGCAUCAUUUCCUUGAGAAUGCCUCAACGGCUCUUAAGUCGAUUGAAGCGGAUCACAUUAAGCUGGUGAACAUUGGCAAUGUGGAUAUUGUCAAUGGCAAUGUGAAGCUCAUUCUGGGUCUAAUCUGGUCGCUAAUUGUCCGCUAUCAGAUCGGCAGGAGUAAAUUCCCGCCACGCAAACUAAUGUUGGCAUGGCUUCAGGCCGCCCUGCCCGAUUGCAAGAUCACCAAUUUGACCACCGACUGGAAUAGUGGUGUCAAUCUGGCCGCUCUGUUGGAUUAUUGUCAGCCGGGUUUGUUUCCUCACUGGCGUAGCCUGGAUCCUAGUCAAUCUGUGCGCAACUGUACCAAUGCCAUGAAUUUGGCUCAACGUGAAUUUGGUGUACCCAAAGUCUUGGAGCCGGAAUAUUUGGCCUCCCCCUGGCUGGAUGAGUUGUCCGGCAUGACGUAUUUGUCGUACUUCAUGAAACCCGGAGGUCCUGGCUAUAAUGCCACCAUGAGAUGGGUUAAUACCCAAGUCAAAGAUCCGGUCAAGAACUUUACAACUGACUGGAACGAUGGCCGUGUAAUGUGUGAAAUUAUCAAGGGCUUGGGCGGUUCAGCUCCUGCUCCAGAGAAGCUAAGUGCGGAUCCUUUUCAUUAUGAGAAUAAUAUUAGGAAAGCGGUCGAUGCUGGCUCCAAGCUGGGUGUUCAGCCCAUACUCACACCCAAGGAUAUGGCCAAUCCGGAAGUGGAACAUCUGGGCAUAAUGGCAUAUGCUGCCCAUUUGCAAUGGGUGCCGCCUCGGCCGCCGCUCUCCGACCUGGUUAAUGUUUACUUGGAGAGCACUUCCGGACGAGUCGGUGAACCGACGCAUUUCCGUAUCGAUGUAUUGUCCCGGGAUAUCAGUCUGAAUUCAGUGCGUUGCCAUGUGGUGCCACCUUCCGGUCAACCGGCGCAGCCCGUGCGUCUGAAUGUCCACGGCGAAGGAGUCUAUGUACCGGAACGUUAUGGCAUGCAUGAAAUUGUCGUGGAAAUCGGUGAGGAUAGUUUGGGUGGUCAUUUCUUCCGUGUCCUGCCGCGACUCCUGCAAGUCGCCCCACCCGGCAUGGCACCCUGUGCUCUGGGCAGUUUAGUUGAGGUUCUGGUCAAUGCCACGGGUGCACCCAAAACCGAGGAUAUUCUGGUGACAGCCGUCUCACCCACGGGCAUUUCACAUAAUUGUCCCCUGAAGAAAAUCGACGAGGGGCACAGUGCCAUAUUCAAGCCAGACGAAGCGGGCAUCUGGGAAAUAGCCAUCACCUAUCAGGGCAGGCACAUACAGGGCGGACCCUUCACCUGUGCCGUAUUCGAUGCAUCUGGUGUCUCUGUGCAUGGCCUCGAUGGAGCCAUGCCGCUGCGUGCACACACCUUUGAGGUGGAUGCUCGCGGUGUCGGUGUCUCUGGGGAGUUGCAUGUGGACAUUGUCCAUGAUAAGCACUCGUUGGUCUGUUCGGUGGAGAAAAUUGUCGAAAACAAAUACCGUGUGACAUUUAUGCCGCGACAAAAUGGCAAAUAUCGCGUCUAUAUCUACUUUAAUGGCUACGAUGUCAAGGGAUCGCCAUUCAUAAUGCGCGUUGGCACUAAGGGACGUUCGGGCAAGACGCGUAGCAGUCCUCUGCACGAUAGCAAAAAUCGUUCCGAGAGUCCUUCGAUGCACUUUAUUUCGACGACCAAUACCCGGCACAAUGACUAUCGCAAUAAUACGUCAUCCUUGUCGAGGCACAAUACGGCGGAGCGUACUAGCAGCUAUUCGCCACAGUAUUCACCCAAAUUGGAUACCACUGACUAUCACACAACCAGUUCUAGGUACUACAAGCGGGAAAGUGAGGAGAACAACACACCUCCGUUGACUAGUGCUUCACCCACUGUGAAGUAUCUCAAUUCAACCGAUCUGUAUACGGAAAAUCCCAUGGGAGGUCGUCGCGAUUCCAAAACCUCAAACAGUAGUUCGACCAAAAACGAUUACUACUAUGACAAGGAGAAUGAAUUGUACAGCCAACGUCGGGUAGUCACAAAACCCAAGUUGACCUCACCACGGGAAGAGAGCAAACAUCUGAUAGGAACCAGUAGCAGCAGUACCAGUACGAGCACCUAUCAACGCCUCCAACAGCAGCAACAGCAGAGCAGUUCCCUCAGUCCAAUACCUAGUCCCACACUGAAUACACGCUCCAGCGAAGUGCAUAAUCAUAGUCCUCUGACCAUCAAGACAUCAAAUCAAUAUGAAAGCUCGUCGCGUAAUCUAACUGGUUUGGGUAGUCCAAGACAUGCCUCCGUGUCGCCCAUUCAAAGGUAUUCACCCAAUAGUGCCUAUAUAACGACAGCUACCCAUCGCAUGGGCAGUCCCAUAACGAGCACUCUAAAUAAGAAUGGCUAUGAAACAACACGCACUGUGGAAAAGUCAUCAUCAUCGACCUACAAGUCCUCGUCCAACUAUGUCACCGACUCAGCCGCGAAUGUCCGUGCCAGUCCCUCGCUCUAUGGGACCACAGAACGUUUGCGUCGUUCAGGUUCCCCAGAGCCACGUAUCGAUCACUCUUCGAAUGUGAGAGUUUCUUCGAUGAAACCAGCCUCAGCUCGUCGUGAUAGCUGGGAUGUGAUCAAUAAGACCAAACAUAUGCUCUCGCACAAUUCGCUCGAAUCACUGGCGAAUAUGACCGAGAAGCAAUUGAAUACGGAACUUCAAUAUAAUCGUCCCGAUUUGGAUCAUGAAACGCAAAGGAAUACCCAGUACAAUAAGUUUGCCUUGCACAAACAGCAACAGCAGCAGCAACAGCAAUCGGAUUAUCGCCGGGAUUCCCCAGACGAUGGAGAGCGCUACAAACCCAGUGCCAUUACAGUCAAAUCGCAUUCAAAUAAUACCUAUACCGAUAAAUCUGGCGGCUAUACGAAAACGGUGAAGGAAUCAAGUGAACAUGUUGUCACCGAAAGCAAUGGCCAUGGCCCUGGCUAUGGUUAUAGUUCACUUUCACGUUUCCGACCCAUAGAUAGCAAUGCAACGGGUGCUAGAGCCAUACGUGUCCAGGAUAUACCAAACGGUUCGAUUGGUCGUCCUGUGGAAUUCGAAAUCGAUGGCUCCAAGGCCGGUUCGGGCAAUUUGGAGAUCUUGGUAAAUGGCGGCAGAGUCACUUCCUCGGUGCGCUCGCUGGGAGGACAGCGAUUCAUAGCCAGUUUUACUCCCCAUGAACAUGGAACACACACUGUGCAGAUCACAUUCAAUGGCGAAACUGUGCCAGGUUCACCGUGGCACGCUGAAAUCAUGUCGUCACCCGGCUUAACCGCAUUGGGCGAAUCCACACGCCUUGUACCCGCCAAUACGCCGGCGGUUUUUGAGAUACUGCCGCCUCCUGGACAAAGCCUGAGUAAAGGCGAGUGCGUGGCAUCGGUAUUGACGCCAAACAAGUCAAAACUGAAUGCCAGAGUCACCCAUGAGGCGGCAAAUGGUGCUGCACGCAUUGAGUUUGUCCCCACCGAGGUGGGUACCCACAUUAUCGAUGCGUCCAUCAAUGGCACAAAGAUAGCUGGCGGGCCCUUGGUUGCCAAGGUCUACGAUGCCAGUCUGAUCCAAGUGACCGAGGUGAAUGGCGGCGUUGUCGGCCAGCCAUGUCAAUUUCGUGUGGAUGCCAGUGCCGCCGGCGAGGGGCAACUGGAGAUAUCCAUCAAUGAGGGCGAAGUACCCAAUCAUGUCCAGGUAGUUGGAGGAGGACGUUGCCUGGUAUCAUUCACACCCGAACAGGCCAAAUCCCAUCUGAUCGAUAUCAAGUUCAAUGGCGAAACAGUUCGUGGUUGUCCAUUUGUCUGCGCCGUGGCGGAUACCUCACGUGUGCUCCUUAAUCUUUCCAAUCUCGAACUGAUACCAGUAAAUCGGCCGUCCUCCUUCCAUAUCACAGUAAGCGGUGGCGGUGCAGCCGAAUUGGCUGUCAGUGUCAGAGGUCCGCAGGGUGAGCUACCCGUCCGUGUGACUGGCGAUAUCCAUGCCGGCUUCACCGCCGAAUUCACGCCUACCAGUGUGGGUGGCCAUUCGAUCAAUGUGGAGUACAAUGGUUUUCCGGUGCAGGGCACACCAUUUCUGGCUAAAUCCUAUGAUGCCAGCAAAGUGGUUGUCGGCAGUGUCUCAAGGGGCACCAUGGGUCGACCAGUGCAAUUCACUGUGGAUGCCGGCGAUGCUGGUGAGGGAAAUCUAGAGAUAACAAUUUCGGCCAAGGGGCAGAAUAUACCCACACAAGUCCAUCCACAAGGCAGUGCAAGAUUCUCAGUGUCGUUUGUGCCCACUGAGUCAUGUGAGCAUACCAUCAAUGUGUCCUUCAACAAAAUGCCUGUGCCCGGUUGUCCCAUCACGGUGAGCAUCAGUGGUGGAGUUGCCGGGCCGCAGGUAUCACUAGGCGGACCAGGACCCGUGCAUCAGACCAAUUCGUUUGUAAUCAAUCACAAUGGCGGCCGUCUGGAAGAUAUUGAGGUCAAUGUGGAAGGACCUGCCGGUCAAUCGGUUCCGGCACAAGUACAUCAAUCAGCUGAAGGCGUUUUCAAGGCAGAAUUUGUUCCCCGUGUGGUCGGCGAACAUCGUGUGAAUGUUACCGUCAAUGGUUUACCCACAGCUGGUAGUCCUUAUGCGGCAAAGGUUUAUGAUGUCAGCGCUAUAAAGGUGAAAAAUGUGAGCAGUGGCACUGUGGGUAAAGCUGUCACAUUUCUGGUGGAAACAAGUCAAGCCGGUCCUGGUAAUCUUGAAGUCACUGUGAAUGGUGGACGUGUACCGACAUCGGCUCAGGCCCAGGGUCAGCACACAUACGCCAUUAGUUUUACUCCUCGCGAGGCGGAGAGUCAUACGGUUGAGCUACGCUUCAAUAGCCAAGAUGUGCCUGGUUCUCCCUUCACUUGCCGGGUGGCAGCUGCUGCUCGUAUUCAAUCGCCGGAAACUAUGGACAAAGUCAGCGUGGGACGUCUAUUUGAAUUUGUGGUGGAGUCGGAUACCAAACCGACCGUGGAAGUUCUGGGACCAGCCAGACGCAGUGUACCUGUCAAAAUUGAUCCCUUGGGUUCGACCACCCUCGGCUACAAUGUCAAAUUUGAACCCAUUGAAGUAGGCGAUCAUUCAGUUGAAGUUCGUCUACCAGGUGGUGGUCAUGUCGAGGGAAGUCCCUUCCUACUGAAGGCUUACUCCGCCGAAAAGGUGAUCGUCACGGACAUCCGUCCCGGAGUUGUCAAUAAAAGUGUGAGCUUUGGCAUCAAUGCCUCUCAGGCGGGAGCUGGUAAUCUAGAGAUCAUUGUUGCUGUCAAUGGAAAGAAUGUGCCUAAUUUUGUCCAAUCUGAGGGCAAUGCCAGAUUCAAGGUGAACUUUAAGCCCACCGAGGCAGCUUCCCAUUCGUUAUCAGUGCGUUUCAAUGGGCACCCAGUGCCAGGAUCCCCCUUUAGCUGUCACAUAGCCGCAGCCUCAUCGUCUUCCUCGAUGGGUUUGCCACGUGCCCAGGCCAUGGGCGAAUGCCUCAAACAGGCUGCUGUCAAAAUGGAUAAUACCUUCGAGCUGGAGGGUUUCGAUGGUGUGGAACCUCAAAUAUUUGUCACCUCCCCCUCUGGUGAUAACGAGCAUUGCCAGUUGAGCCAGCAUGAUGGCGGUAGCUACUCUGCUUCGUUCCGCCCCACCACAGUGGGUCGUCAUUUGAUAAGUGUGACUGCCAAUGAUCAGCAUAUUAAUGGCUCACCCUUCAGUUGCAAUGUCUUUGAUGUCUCUAGGGUGAGCAUUAGUGGUCUGGAUCAACAAUAUGGCCCAGCCACUUUGGGGGUGCCAGUUACCUUCAGUGUGGAUGCAGCAGGAGCAGGCGAAGGCACGUUGGAGCUGGUCGUUUCAACUGAUAGCAGCACUGUCAAAGCUGAGGUUGUGGCCUGUGCGAGAGGUCUAUAUGAUGUCACAUUUGUCCCACAGAGCACUGAGCCGCACUACGUGAACAUCACGUUCAAUGAGGUGGCCGUAGAUGGUAGUCCCUUCCGCGUGGACAUACAACAGCAUACUCAACACAUUCAGAUAGGUAGUCUGGCUGCCAUUGAUUUUCCCGCAGAUGAUCAGAUUGUAGAGAUUCUUUCACCGGAUCAGAAGAAUGUUCCCUAUACCAUUAAUCGUCAAACUGCUGAAUUCCGUACACAUCAAACGGGAAAUUACACACUGCGUUUCAUCGAUCGCGAAACACGUCAGCACAUUGGCUCUCGUACUUUAUGCAUCUUUGAUCCAAGUCUGGUGAAGAUCGGCGAAGUCAGCGAAGCCUUUUGCCAUCGUCCAGCUAGUAUAGGGGUCUCUCUCAAUGAAGCAGGUCAGGGAGAUCUCUCGGCUCUGGUGAGAUGCGGUGCCACCGAAGUGGCUCACACUAUUCGCGGACCGAGUAAGACGGGAGUCUAUGAGAUUGUCUAUCAGCCCACACGAGUGGCUCCACACAAGAUCAGCAUUCUUUUCAAUGAUGUUCCCAUAUCGCUGAAGCCACUCGAAAUUAAUGUGCUACCAGCCAGUGCGGGCAAGGAAAUAAGUGUUAGUGGCUUAGGUCUUUAUCAGGCCCGAGUAGGCAAGACAACAUCUUUCGCCAUCGAUACCGUGAAACGUCCAGCCAGAGAAUUCGAUGUGGUGGUAUCUGGUCCAGGUGGACAGGCUCUGCCAGUGCGCUGCUAUCAGACCAAGAAUGGGCACUUGCAAGCAGAGUUCACCAUCAACAAGCCGGGACAGUGUGUUAUUGAGGUUCUUCAUCAGUCCAAACCAUUGCCAGGCAGUCCCUUCACAUGCGAGUCCUUCGACAGCAGUAAAGUGUCCACUCAAGGCGUCACUAAAGAACCGUUGGCCCUUCACAGUCCCAACAGCUUUACAGUGCGCACAGAUAAUGCUGGCACCGCCGAACUGGAAGCCUUUGCCAUUUCGCCCAGCAAUCAGAGUAUUCCGGUGCUUAUCAGUGAGCAAUCCGAGGGUAUCUACAAUGUGGAAUUCGUGCCCUCCCAACCGGGUAACUACAAGUUGACCGUAAUGUACGGUGGCGAGACAAUAGCCAGCUCUCCCCUGAACUUCACCGCCUCUUCGAGUGGCGUAAGGAACGAUGCACGAGCAGCUGGUCAUGGCUUGGAAGUGUGCCAUCGCAACAAAGAAGCUUCUUUUGUGGUUUACUGUCCCAUUGCGCCGAAUGUUCAAAUCGAAAGAGUAGAUGAAUUCGGUGAACGCAUCGAGCCAAAGAUCAAGGCCCUGGGUAACAAUGAGUGGCGCAUUUCAUAUACGAUUCUCUCAGUGGGUAAAUAUGAAAUCCGUGCCAGUUGCCCGAAUCGAGGAAGUUUGCCCGGCUCGCCCUGGCACAUCAGUUGCGUGGAAUCGAAUAAGGUCACACCAGUCGGUGGCUGGGGUACGUUGGUGGAUCAUGAUGGUCGCUUGAUUCUACCCGCUCGCAUUGUCUUCGAUGUAGAAAAUGCGGGACCUGGAAAAUUGGUGUGCAGCAUUGAUGGCAUUGAGAUCCCAGUGGAUAAGAUGCCCGACGACAAGAUGUGCCUGAACAUCACCGGAGAGAAUUUGGCUGCUGGCGAGCAUGAUUUGGACUUAACUUGGAGUGGUCUGACCAUCACCCAAUGUCCCAGAAGUGCCUUCGUCACUGGCCAAUUGGCAGCCGAUAAAGUACAGCUGAUGGGUCGUGGUCUGGCCGCUGCCCAAGCUGGCGAGGCAGCUCACUUUACGAUUGAUGCAUCUAAUGCUCCGGCUGGCCGUCCAGAGGUCAUACUUCUUACCAGCCAGGACAACACCUCGCUGCCUGUUAGCUUGGCCCAGCCACGACCCAGCGAGAACAUCUGGCUAGCCUCCUACACGCCACAAAAGUCCACAACGGGCACUUUGACCCUUUCAGUUAAAUGGAAUGGCCGUCUUGUCAAAGGUUGUCCGCUCACGGUGGCCGUUGGCUCUUCCAUGGAUGCCUCUAAGGUUAUAGCCUCCGGUGAGGGACUACGACAUGGCAUAGUUGGCAAGGAUAUCAAGUCCUGGAUAGACACAAGACGUGCUGGUCCUGGCGAACUUACAGCCCAUUGUGCUGGCGUACGCAAAGUUGCCUAUUGUGAACUCUAUGACCAUGGUGAUGCAACUUUCACGCUCAAUAUUAAACCUCAAGAGCCGGGUCGUCACUUGCUAACUAUCAAGUAUGGCGGUCAGAAUGUGCCCGGCUCGCCAUUUGCCUUAAAAGUUGCCGGUGCUCCAGAUGCCAGCAAGGUGCGAGUCUAUGGUCCUGGCAUAGAGCAUGGUGUGCUGGCCACCUUUCAGUCGCGUUUCAUAUGCGACACACGUGGAGCUGGUGCUGGCCAGUUGACCGUGCGAGUUCGGGGACCCAAAGGAGCCUUCCGUGUAGAAAUGCAGCGUGAGAGCCAAAAGGACCGAACCAUUUUGUGCAAAUACGAUCCUACCGAACCAGGUGACUAUCGCGUGGAAGUGAAAUGGGCUGGAGAAUUUGUGCCCGGCUCACCAUUCCCUGUUAUGAUUUUCGACACUGAGGAGGAACUACGAAGAUAUUUACAGGGCAUAUGAGGCCAGAUGAUAAAUCAUCACCUAAUUGUCUUCCCUCGUAGCCCGCCGGCUGAGCUAAUGAAUCUGAAUCUGAAUCUGCGUCAUCAUCAACGUCGCAAUCCCUCUGUAUGCAAUCCCCUCUAAAUGAAAGAGGCAAAAACAAAACAAUAAAACAUGCUUUAGUACAUAUUUGACGAGAAAACGUUAGACUUAAGCUUUAGCUAACCCAAUACAAGAUUGUUAUACUAAUUUAACUGACUAACAACGAAAUGGCAAACAAAAUGACAAACACAAAAAACGAAAUGUUCUAGGUUAAACAUAAUAAUAUUGAUCAAUUCUAUUAUAAAGUUAUAUAUAUAUGUUACACAAAAACAAAAAUCUUGAAGAGUAUAUGUAAAUUUAAAAAAAUGGCCAACCAGAAUCUUCGGGCAAAGCAAAUUGAUUAAUAAAAUCGGCCCGAUAACGACGAAGAAAAUUAA